CUAAUACCUGCUCCGGUGUACGACCGCCGUCAUGGUGUCUCUUGGCUGCCGGUGCCUUAUAAACCGGCGUCGUGUCCAAGGCAGUCAACACCUGUAUCUCCGGCCUGUGCAGCGGUUUGUAGGCUCUGCUCGUAUUCAAUAGAGAAAAACCGGCCAUAAUGCGGUCUCUGAGCCUCCUUCCGGCCAUCGCGGGUAUCGCCAGUGCAGCUUGCCCUUACUUGACGGGCGAGCUGCCUGGUGAAGGAACCCUUCAUCGUCGAGACGACAGCAAUGCCAACAGCAACAGCAACAGUGCUGCCGCGGAGACGGAGGAAUUCCUGUCGCAGUUCUAUGUCAACGACACUGGCGCCUUCAUGACCACCGACGUUGGCGGUCCUAUCUCCGACCAGAACAGUCUGAGCAUCGGCCAGAGAGGCCCUACUCUGCUCGAGGACUUUAUCUUCCGUCAGAAGAUCCAGCAUUUCGACCAUGAACGGGUCCCCGAACGUGCCGUCCAUGCUCGCGGAGUGGGCGCCCAUGGUACUUUCACUUCGUACGCGGACUGGUCCAAUAUCACUGCUGCCUCGUUCCUGGGAGGCGCCGGCAAAGAGACGCCCAUGUUCGUCCGCAUGUCGACCGUUGCCGGAAGUCGAGGCAGCAUUGACACGGCCCGGGAUGUCCAUGGAUUCGCCCUCCGUUUCUACACGGACGAAGGAAACUUUGGUAGGAAACCAGAUAGAAAUAAGCGGAACCGGAUUCAAUCCGUCUGCUGACAGCCAUCAGAUAUCGUCGGGAACAACAUGCCCGUCUUCUUCAUCCAGGACGCCAUCCUCUUCCCCGAUCUCAUACACGCCGUCAAGCCCAGAGCAGACAACGAGAUCCCUCAAGCUGCUACUGCUCACGACUCGGCUUGGGACUUCUUCAGCGGCCAGCCCAGCUCGCUGCAUACCCUCUUCUGGGCCAUGUCUGGCCACGGAAUCCCCCGUUCCUUCAGGCACGUCGACGGCUUCGGCAUUCACACGUUCCGUUUCGUGACCAACAACGGCACCUCCAAGCUGGUCAAGUUCCACUGGCGUUCUCUGCAGGGUCGCGCUGGUUUCCUCUGGGAAGAGGCGCAGCAGACGGCCGGUCAGAACCAGGACUUUAUGCGUCAGGAUCUGUUCGAGGCGAUUGAGGCUGGAAGAUAUCCCGAGUGGGAGUUCGGUGUCCAGAUCAUGGAGGAAGGAGAUCAACUCCGCUUCGGCUUCGAUCUUCUCGAUCCCACCAAGAUCGUCCCUGAGGAAUAUGUGCCCAUUACCUGGCUGGGCAAGAUUCAACUCAACCGCAACCCGCGCGACUACUUCUCGGAGACGGAGCAGGUCAUGUUCCAACCUGGCCACAUCGUCCGUGGCGUCGAUUUCACCGAUGAUCCCCUGCUGCAGGGACGUCUCUUCUCGUACCUGGACACGCAGUUGAACAGACACGGCGGGCCCAACUUCGAGCAGAUCCCCAUCAACCGGCCUCGUGUUCCUUUCCAUAACAACAACCGUGAUGGAGCUGCCCAAAUGUUCAUCCCCCUCAACAAGAACCCCUACACCCCCAACACCCAGAACAGCGGCUGGCCCGCCCAAGCAAACCAGACCGUGGGCAAUGGCUUCUUCUCCGCACCAACAAGAUACUACUCGGGCAACCUCGUCCGCGCCGUCAGCCCGACCUUCGCAGACGUCUGGUCGCAGCCGCGUCUCUUCUACAACUCACUCGUGCCGCAGGAACAGCAAUUCCUGAUCGACGCCAUCCGCUUCGAGAACUCCAAGGUCCAGAGCCCGGUCGUCCGCUCGAACGUCGUCAUGCAACUGAACAAGGUCGACAAUGACCUCGCCAGACGCGUGGCUCGCGUUAUCGGCAUCCCCGAGCCCACGCCCGACCCGACAUAUUACCACAACAACAAGACCGUCAACAUGGGCACCUUCGGCCAGCCCCUGCUCAGACUCGACGGUCUGAAGGUCGGUGUUCUAGCCUCCGUUUCUAAUCCCGACUCGAUCAAGAUGGCUGCUUCCGAGCUCCGCAAGAACCUCUCCAUGAGCAAUGUCGAUGUCGUUGUUGUCGCUGAGCGUCUCGCCGAUGGUGUCGAUCAGACCUAUUCUGCGUCUGACGCGACCAAUUUCGAUGCCGUCGUCGUCGCUAAUGGUGCCGAGGGCCUGUUCGCUAGUACGCGCUCCAGCCCUGUUUGGAAGCAGACUGGUGGCACGCUUUAUCCCGCUGGUAGGCCCUUACAGAUUCUCGUCGAUGCGUUCCGCUUCGGUAAGGCUGUUGGUGCUUGGGGAAGUGGUUCUGCUGCGUUUAACACCGCUGGUAUCCCUACUUCCAACCCUGGUGUCUAUGUUACCGGUGGGGUCGAUGGUACCUGGGUUGGCAUGUUGGAGAAUGGGUUGAGGACGUUCAAGUUCCUUGAUCGUUUCCCCGUUGAGGUUGACGAGUAAUGGAAAGUAUACUAAUGCAUAAUGGUCUUUUCCACGAGAUCUGUGGAUGGGCUGAGGGCUUUGGCUCUGUGUACAAUUAGCAAUUCCAUCAUCAGGUUCUAUUAUAUAUAGACGGAUUUCAUGGUUUGUCUUCAUCUGAACUUGUUCUAUGCACUGUUUUGCC
Molecule: messenger RNA, 2601 nt
Organism: Monascus purpureus
Lineage: Eukaryota; Fungi; Ascomycota; Eurotiomycetes; Eurotiales; Aspergillaceae
Source: the annotation of a GenBank genome assembly